CUACUUUCCACUUCCGCCCGCAAGCUGCAAAAGUCUCAGCGAGGAAGAUGGCGAAGCAGUAAUGAAACCAACACGUGGAAAGUCGCGUGAUCAAAAGGAGAGAAAAAGCGAUAUUGGUAAAAAGAAAGAAAAGUGUGCCAAUCUUGAAACAGAUAUUAAAAAAAUGACAACAGAGAGAAUGAAACUAAAAAAUUCAGAUUCACAAAUUUCGCGAAAGCGAAAACGAGCGAAUUCGGAGAUGGAGGAGACACCACCAAAGGAUUUCGAUCUGAAAGAGUUAUCAAAAAAACAUAUUUUACAGUGCAUUUCUGCGAUUUUCCAUUUAACUCAGGAACAGUUGAAAGAAAACAAUCUUCUAGCCACGGAGACGCAACCAAUAUUUAUGCAAGUGACUUGCGUCAAAAUUCCAAAGGUGCCUCGCAGACAAAUGAGAAUCUUAUUACCAUAUUCAAUAGUAGCACCGAACGAUGAAAUUGCUCUGUUUGUUUGUGAUUUGGAAAGAGGAAGAAGGAAAGAUUAUGAACCAACAGUAGAGCAUUACAAAAACCUAUUAGAUGAGCACGGAUGUACACGUGUGAAUGAAAUAAUACCUAUAAAUCGUGUGAAAACCGAAUUCGAUCAAUUCGAAUUGAAAAAAAAGCUCAUAGGCAGUUAUGAUCAUUUUCUUGUCGAUGGUCGCAUAGCUGGUCAUAUGUCGCAGCUCUUGGGAAAAUAUUUCAUAAAGAGACGGAAAUUGCCAACUUCGAUUAAAAUGGAUAGCAAAGAUUUGAAGCAUGAAAUCGAUUAUGCAUUGAGAAAAACUAGCAUGCAUCUUCACUCUAACGGCGAUACUCAUUUGGUCCAGAUAGGGAAUACAUCUAUGGGUAAAAAAGAAAUUUUGAAAAAUAUAUUGGCCACUUGCGAAAAUCUGUCUAAGAAUUAUCCUGGCGGUUGGGCGAACAUACGAGCUCUUCGAUUGAAAAGCACGACCACUCUAGCAUUGCCUUUUUAUAUGACAUUAAAGAGUAAAAAUACGAUUGAUUCACUUACGAUUGCGGUACCGCCGAAGAGACCAAGAGCUUACCACGAUGUGGAAGGAGAACUAUCGACGUUCCUGGGCAAUACUACAGUCACUGUUAAGCCUGAUGGCCAAGUUAUUCUUAAUAAACAAAAAAAUCUACGAAACAAAAAGAGUAUAAAGAAAAAAUAAACUAAGAAUUAAGACAA
Molecule: messenger RNA, 1206 nt
Organism: Cataglyphis hispanica
Lineage: Eukaryota; Metazoa; Arthropoda; Insecta; Hymenoptera; Formicidae
Product: ribosomal L1 domain-containing protein CG13096-like
Exons: 3
Coding region: 62-1189 (375 amino acids)
Source: RefSeq, a predicted model, not a curated record